GUGGGAGAUGUGGUGCUCGGGGCCGUCUUGGACUUAGCGAGAAACUGCCAUGAGCAGAGCCCAGCCUCUGGCUGCCACCUUCACCGCGGGCCACCAGCUCACUGCUUGGACAUCUCCGUCACCACCGAUGUCCAGAUGGAGGAGGACACCACCCCACCCUUGCACACCUCCGUGGGCACAGGUGUCCUAAUGGAAGAUGACGCCCAGUCCUUGACAUCAGCGUCCCCACUGACGUGCCCAUGGAAUAGGACACCACCCCAGGUCUGGAAAGGCCCUUCCCAGUCCGGGGUUAAUGCUUGCCGAGUCGGCCCGAUAAACGACACCCCGCUUCUGGGACUAACAAAGCACCCCCUAUUCCCUAUCGGUUUUCCCCUGAAUUGUGAUCUCUUGAAGAACCGCCACCUUCAAUCCCUCCCCCUUUGCCCCGACCGCCCUUCUCUCCUCUGCUUGAGGCCACGCCCCGGACUACGCUGCCUCGUGCGGGAGGCGGCGCAGUGCGCAUGCGCGACGGCAGCGCGCGCCCCUCGAGGCGGUGCGGUCAUGGCGCUGCCGCUCCUCUCGCCGCCCGACACCGGGCCUCAGCCACGCCUGUGCCCGGGGGCUCUGCGCCUUCGAGGAGUCAAGGCUGCACGUGGAUCUUGAUGGUUGCAGCUUGGAGCAGCUCCUGUCCUGGGUCAAAGGCUGUCUGCGUGUGGGGCGCGGGGAGCUCUUUGCCAGCAGCGCAGUCCCCUUUCCAGAAGAGCCGUCAGCGGGGCAGGAGAUCAGGGAGCAGGGCCUGGAGUCGAGCGCUGGCCACGUUCUCCUUGCCCGUUCUCCUUGCCCGCUUGGUCCCCAAGUGCCUCCAGGGUGGAAGCUGCUGCCUUGGCUGCUGCUCUCGGUGCCUUCGAGGGGAGGAGGCGGCUGGGCAAGAGCACCCAGGGCUGAGCUGUUGGGGAGGGAGAGAGGAGAAUAAAGGCCUGGAACUGCCCGGGCGCCGGUUGGCUUUGGUGUUCUCGGAGUUGUGCUCUGGCUUGAACUGUGUAGUUGGGGUGCGGGGGCUUCACCCCGUUUGGCUCAUCCCGUCCUGGGCAGGAGGAGUGCGAGUGGCUGCGCUGGGCAGACAGCGUGGGAAAGCAAGUGCCGCCGUGCCUGCCGGGGCCUGGAGGGACUCCAGCAGCAUCAGCCGUGCUGGAAAGAAAGAACACUCGGGAGCAGAGGGAGUGGAGUGGGUGGAGAGGAGAGGAAAAGCGGGCGCGGGCCGCAGGGGUGCUGGUGCAGAGCAGGGGACGCGGGAGAGCUCAGCCGAGAAGAAGCUGGGCCCGUUGGCAAAGAGCACGCGUAGAGGAUCUCCUGCGAGACGGUGGAGGAGAUGUGGUGGGCGGUGA
Molecule: messenger RNA, 1364 nt
Organism: Cuculus canorus (common cuckoo)
Lineage: Eukaryota; Metazoa; Chordata; Aves; Cuculiformes; Cuculidae
Exons: 3
Coding region: 501-1364 (287 amino acids)
Source: RefSeq, a predicted model, not a curated record